CUAUAUUGUCAUCCACACUUACUUUUUUGUGCUAUUCCUUCCUUAUGUCUUCUGUCAGCGCGUUCUACAUUCCUUUCUUCAACCUUUUCGGCAAGGGUUCCCUUGUCGAGGCUGCCAACCAGAUCAAGAACGCCGGUUACAAGAACAUCCUCAUUGUCACCGACCCUGGUAUCAUCAAGAUUGGUCUUUGCAAGCGCGUCCAAGACUUGUUGGAGGAGCGUGACUUGAAGGUCGCUGUCUACAGCAACGUCCAACCCAACCCCACAGUCUCCAACGUCGAUGGCGGUGUCAAGGUUGUUCGUGAGCAGAACAGCGAUGCUAUUGUCUCCAUUGGAGGUGGUUCCGCCCAUGACUGUGCUAAGGGUGUCGCUUUGCUCGCUACCAACGGCGGUAAAAUCCAGGACUACGAGGGUUUGGACAAGUCCAAGAAGCCUCAAUUGCCUUUGAUCGCCAUUAACACUACUGCCGGUACUGCCAGUGAGAUGACUCGUUUCUCUAUCAUCACCGAGGAGACCCGUCACAUCAAGAUGGCCAUUGUCGACAAGAACCUGACUCCCCUUAUUUCUGUCAACGACCCCGAGACCAUGUAUGGUCUCCCCGCCGGUCUCACUGCCGCCACUGGAAUGGAUGCUCUUACUCAUGCUGUUGAGUCUUAUGUUUCCACUCAAGCCAACCCCAUCACUGAUGCUUGUGCUCUCAAGGCCACUGAGCUGAUUGCCAAGUUCUUGGAGCGCGCCGUUAAGAACGGUAAGGACGAGGAGGCUCGUGAGAUGAUGGCUUACGCCGAGUUCUUGGCCGGUAUGGCUUUCAACAACGCUUCUUUGGGCUACGUCCACGCCAUGGCUCAUCAAUUGGGUGGUUUCUACAACAUUCCUCACGGUGUUUGCAAUGCCGUUCUUCUUCCCCACGUUCAACGCUUCAACUCUAAGGUUGUUUCUGCUCGUUUGGGAGACAUUGCCAAGCAUUUGGGUGCUUCUGAGCAUACCGCUGAGGGUGCCAUUCAAUUCAUUAAGGACCUUGUUACUCGUAUCAACAUCCCCACUCAUCUCGAACAGCUUGGUGCCAAGCGUGAGGACUUUGACAUCCUUGCUACGAACGCUAUGAAGGACGCCUGCGCCGUCACCAACCCUAUUCAACCUACUCACGAGGAGGUCAAGCAAAUCUUCGAGUGGGCCUUUUAAGCCAACACAUAGAAUUUCUCAGCAACUUAUGUAGUGCCACGUUAAGUAAUAGAAAAACGUUUAUUUUGGAA
Messenger RNA from Schizosaccharomyces japonicus yFS275, 1252 nucleotides. RefSeq names its product alcohol dehydrogenase Adh4. Gene Ontology annotation, biological process: carboxylic acid catabolic process. Gene Ontology annotation, molecular function: metal ion binding; oxidoreductase activity; alcohol dehydrogenase (NAD+) activity. The record is from RefSeq and is a predicted model, not a curated record. Bases 45 to 1181 code for a protein of 378 amino acids. The transcript has a single exon. Lineage: Eukaryota; Fungi; Ascomycota; Schizosaccharomycetes; Schizosaccharomycetales; Schizosaccharomycetaceae.